AUGGUCACCACAACAGAUGUCUACAUGGCAGAGUUGGUGGUGGAGAGUAACAUCACGCUGGAGGCCCAGACGGUCCUGUCCAUUCUCAGCUCAACAGUCGCCAUCCAAGUGAACGGCAGCAAAGGAGAUGUCUACAGUGUGAACCUGGCAAGCAGCGAGUUGAUGGCAGAGUGUCUUCUUAUUGGCGAUGAGUCCUCCUGUAACUGCUCCACCGGCUACGUUUGGAGUAACACCGUGUGCUACAACUACAACUGCUGCCGUGAGACGGAGUGCACGGCCAACGUUUCCCACAUCGUUCCGCUCUGCAUCGCCAAAGUCACAAGAUUAGUGAGGGUGGAGAAACCCAGCUCUGCAGUGUGCUACCAGUCUGAGCCUGAGCUGAAAUGUUUCCUGAAUGAGACGGUGGACGACACCAGCUGGAGUCUGAGUCGACCCAACGAGUACUUCAAGCUCAAUGACGGCAGCGUGGUGCAGCAGAACCUCAACUGUGCAACACCUGACUACCAGUCCUGUAUUUCUUUAAAACUCAAGAAACUGACGGGCAUCUGGGAAGGAACAUACCAGUGUGAGUUUUUAACUGGGUCCAUCGCCCACACUGCCAGGAUCAGCCUGAAGGUGGCGCUGCUUCCUGACGUGAUCACCCUGAAGAUCGACCCUCUGACGGUGCAGUGUGAUGGAAAUCCUUCUUCCCAGAUUAAAGUUACAGCCUUCAUUCCUAAAAGCUCAGAGAGCUACAAAGUUUGGUGGAGUCUCAACGGUGAUCAGAAAUCUGAGCUGCAGAACAAAACUAAUGGCGAACAGCUGGAAUACACCUUCAAUGCUGACAUCAGCUGCCAGGAAACCUCCGAACCACAAUAUGUCAACAUCACUUUUGAAAACAGGAAGGGACAAACAAAGACCGCAAGAGUGGAUAUUCCAGUAAUCUACGCUGGUAAAGGAUUUUGCGAAGAAGAGGACUUGUGGCCGGUAACCCCAGCAGGUGAUACGGUCCUGAACCAGACGUGUCCUGAAGGCCGGACCGGCUACAGGUCCCGGACUUGUAGUGAAGGUCGUGUUUGGAUGGAUGUGUUCUCCAACUGUGUCAAUGCACAGCUGAUGAAAGUUGUGAAUGCAGCUGACAACUUCCUGAAGGGGCUGGGAGCGACCCAGGAGGUGGCUCUGAACAUCUUUGAAGGCCUGAAGAACAGCUCUACAGUUGAUCCUGAUUCCAGCAAUAAGGAAGCCGACAUUAGCGCUUCCAUCGGCAUUCUGGAUACGAUGUCCAUGGCUUCAAAGCAAAUUCGCUUGGGAGAAGAAGUCCUACCUGAUUUGGUCGAUGCAGCGAGCAAUAUGUUGAACAACACUUGGAGCGGGGUAAACAAUUCGGUUCGUCAUUCCAUGUCAUCAAAUUACCUCAUGGCCAUGGAAGGUCUGGUGAAGAAUAUCAAUGUCAACAAGAGCAACAGUUUCAUCAGUGAGAACUUAAAUAUCAAAUUCUGCACUAUUAAGGACUGUAACAUGUCUUUAUUUGACAUUGGCGUGAUCCUGAACAAAACCACCGGAAUACUGAAGAUCAUGGCUAUGAAGAAUCUCAUGGGUAAAUUGAAAAACACCUUCCAUGAAACAGAGCACACAGACCUUUUGUUGUCAGCCACGCUGAAUAACAACAACGAUUCAGAUUUAGAAAUUCAACUGGACUUCCCAUUUAAGAAAGAAAAGUCAAACAGAAAGUUUCACUGUGUCUUCUGGGAUGUCAAGAAGAGUGACUGGUCAGAUGAAGGAUGCUUUUUCCGCUCUAGUGAUGGUGAAAACAUUCGGUGUGAGUGCCACCACCUGACGGCGUUCUCUGUCCUCAUGGCCAAAGGCGACAUUUCCACGGAGACCCUGGACACCAUCACCACUGUGGGCCUCAGUGUGUCCGUCUUCUCCUUGUUGCUCUUUCUGGCCAUUGAGUUUCUAGUGUGGUCGGCCGUGGUCAAAAGCAACCUCUCACAUUUCCGUCACACAGCUAUAGUGAACAUCGCUGUCUUCCUUUUGCUUGCUGAUUGCAGUUUCCUGGCUUCCACCUCUCCUGAGUCUCUCUCUGACACCACGUGCUUUGUUUUGACUGUUUGUAAGCACUUGUUUUACUUGGCGAUGUUCACCUGGAUGCUGUGCAUGAGUGUCAUGCUUGUCCACCAACUCAUCUUCGUAUUCAACCCACUGAGGAAGCGAGUCUUCAUGUUCCUCUCCAGCAUCUUGGGCUACGUUGUCCCAAUCCUAAUUGUUGGGUCCAGCUAUAUCUAUUGCAAAUACACCUACAGAGCCUACUAUGACAAGAAAACAUGCUGGCUAGUUUUUGAAAGACUCUUAGAGGGCUCCAUGCACGCUUUCCUCAUCCCAGUGGGAACCAUCAUGAUGACGAAUCUCUUCUCUAUGGUGGUCGUCAUAGUUACUCUGGUGAAGUCCUCGGUUCAAGACAGCAGCAAGACUGAAGACAAGGACACGGCCAAAGGCAUCCUGAAGGUCGUGCUCAUUCUAACGCCCAUCUUUGGAGUAACGUGGAUUAUCGGCUUCUUUCUGCUCAUGUUGGAGCCUGAUAACCCCAUGUUUGAGGUGGCUAACUACAGUUUCACCAUUCUCAAUUCCUUCCAGGGACUUUUCCUUUUGAUUACAGGAUGUUUUGCAGAGCAGAAGGUCAGAGAAGAAUUCAUAAAGAUCUUAACAGGAAAAUCCAGAGGAGGCGACACCUCAAAGAAUUUUACUUCAACUACAAACACAAAAGACAAAUGAAGACACAGACUGUGGAGACGGAAACAGCAGCUCCUGUGUGUGCCGCUCCACACGCAUCUACCAGACGACAUAUCUCAGUUCUUACAGCGGUGGAGGUGGUUGUAGUAAACCCAAGUAAAAUGUUGAUUAGAUCAUUAUCCUGAGUUGAUCCUGACAGCACAUUUAAAUAUAAAUCAUUGUCUUAGUAGUAGAGGCUGAUUUUCCCUCAUUUGUAAUCUAAGUAAAGUGCAGAUAUUCUUUGUGUAGCUUUAAGGAGAUCGACUAUAUAACUUCUAAAAAACGAUCUGAUUAGAUGUUACAGAUUCUGGGCACACGGACUCUAGUGCUCGUUUAUAAAGAAUGAAAUCCAUCUUUAAUAUUCUUUGUUUGGUGUAUUUAUUUAAAGGACAGUCUGUAAAUUUAUACUGUGUGACUUCAACCAUAACCUGCAUACUUCUGCCUGUGUGUGUCUAAAAUAUGUACAAAGCUGGAAUAAAAAUAAACGACAUAAAGCCUG
This is a messenger RNA of Acanthochromis polyacanthus (spiny chromis), 3247 nucleotides long. RefSeq names its product adhesion G protein-coupled receptor F3b (gene adgrf3b). Gene Ontology annotation, molecular function: G protein-coupled receptor activity. Gene Ontology annotation, biological process: G protein-coupled receptor signaling pathway; cell surface receptor signaling pathway. Gene Ontology annotation, cellular component: membrane. The transcript has 13 exons. The coding region runs from base 1 to 2751 and encodes 916 amino acids. The record is from RefSeq and is a predicted model, not a curated record. NCBI's taxonomy places the organism in Eukaryota, Metazoa, Chordata, Actinopteri, Pomacentridae.